AUGGCUACACCAAGACAAUUAAUCUUUAUAGAUAAUAUUGCUAAGAACCAUGUCAAAUAUUACGAUCCAACCUUUUCGUCGUAUUUGAAGCUUCGACAAGAUCUAUUCAAGUUAUAUACAUCGAUAGCGAAACAAAUUGAAGGUACAGAGGAUGAAUCAGCUAAAUCAAAUGUAUCGCAUAUGACACGAUUCAGGAUACAUCAAUUAGAAGUUGAAUUGCAUAAAGUAGAGCUAACAUACAAGACCCAUAUUGAUGAACUUCUUAAUCUUCUUCGAAUUGAGAAAAAUAUGAAGCCAGAUAUAGUAACUGGUAUUAAGCAAGAGUUGGAACAGAUAAUAGCUCAGAAUGAAGAACUUCAGAAAAAGAUAUCAAAGAUCAAGACAGUUGAGAAACCACUCUUGGAUAGAAUAACAAAGCUAGUGGGCAGUUUUAAUGACAAUAUUGAAAAAUCCACAGCUAGAUUGAUACAUUCUACACUCCUAAAGUCAUUAGAUGGAGAAAGAAGUGAAGAAAAAAAGGAAAAGGAUUCGUUACAAAUAGACUAUCGAUCUUUGGUGUUUAGUAAAGAUGAUUUACGUCAACAAAUCAGACAUGUAUUGAACGAUGCAGGUGAGCAUGGCCAUAUUGACGAAUUUUUGAGAAACAACAAGAUAUUUGAUGAAUACGACGAGUCCAAGGUGUUUUACAAACUAUUCAGAUCUACAUUGUUCGAUAUAUCAAAUACCAAGACAUUGGACGAAUACGAUGAUAUGAUAGCCAAGACAGUAGAGCAGAUCCAAACAUUGAAGAAUGAAGGUGAAUCUACUAAACAGAGCUGGAGCAAGAAUGCAGAAAAGAUGCUAAAAAUAAAAGCAAUUGUGAAUGAAGGUAACGAAGAAGACAUUGAAAUGGCCGAAGAUUAA
Messenger RNA from Lodderomyces orthopsilosis Co 90-125, 903 nucleotides. RefSeq lists its product as uncharacterized. The transcript has a single exon. NCBI's taxonomy places the organism in Eukaryota, Fungi, Ascomycota, Pichiomycetes, Serinales, Debaryomycetaceae. The coding region runs from base 1 to 903 and encodes 300 amino acids. The record is from RefSeq and is a predicted model, not a curated record.